AUGCACACAUUAUUUGGUGAGCAAAACGCGUACUACCGUCACGCGACGGGAGUCCCAGUGGGUAUGGGAACCCCCUCAUACCCAGGAGUUGGUGCAGCACCGGGUUACUACGAGCAAUAUCGUUACGGUGGUUAUGCCACAGCAGCUGGCUACCCAGUGCCCGGAAUGGGUCAACACAACAUGCAUCACCCUGGUAAAGACAUGGUGAAGCCACCCUACUCCUACAUAGCCCUGAUAGCAAUGGCCAUUCAAAAUGCCCCAGACAAGAAGAUCACUCUAAACGGAAUCUACCAAUUCAUAAUGGAAAGGUUUCCCUACUACCGGGAGAACAAGCAGGGCUGGCAGAAUUCAAUAAGACACAAUCUCAGCUUGAACGAGUGUUUCGUUAAAGUGCCGAGGGACGACAAGAAGCCAGGUAAAGGUAGUUACUGGUCCCUCGACCCAGACAGUUACAACAUGUUCGAUAAUGGCUCUUAUUUGCGGAGGAGAAGACGAUUUAAGAAGAAGGAUGCUCUCAAAGAGAAGGAAGAAGCGCUAAAACGUCAAGGUAUUGUCACGGAAAAGAGAGAGGAUGCAAAAGCGUCGGCAACACUACAGACGGAUUCGGCGAAGAAGCUCGGGGUUCAUGAGUGUAAACAGCCGAAAAGAGAGCCCUUGAAUGACCAGAACCAUUGUAUGGCAAAUUCCGUGGGUAAAUACGCGAUUCAGGAGGCUAAGACAGCUACAACAACUGCCAGUGUAAUUCAGACAAACUUGGGACACCAAGCGACGGCACAUCAGGUGCAGCAUCAACCGCAUCAAGUACAUCAGGAUGUAUCGAUGACGGAUGUUAAUUUGGGAUUAGAUCCAGCUGCAUUCAGUGUUGAUGCACUUAUGACGACGAGUAGAGAUCAUCAUUCUCAUGGCAUUCAGCAUCAUACUACUCAUUCCCAUGGCUCAGUUAUGGCUGCCACAACUGCCGUUACGACGACGAGCAGCACGACCGCUGCUGUCGCCGCAAUGAUGGCAUCCACUGGUUAUGGACAUGUCACACCUUCCAGGGGGAAUUCAACACCUCCUGGCAGCAUGUAUUCACCUUAUUGUCCGAGCUCAGCUACUGGGUACAUCAUGGAACAUGCGGAUUACAAUGCGGCGAGUAGGAAUCAUAGUGGCGCACAUUCUCAGUGGUAUCAGGAGGCCGCCAGUCCUGAUAAUCCGGGGAUUUAUCAGGACACUCAGUCACCGAGUUGUCAAUUGUACAGGUCAAGUCCACCAACUCCCCUGUCCUCCGGUGCCGCCCCAUCGCCACCCCUCUAUCACAGAUACUACCAGGACUGCAAUGCAAUCAGCACCAGUGGCAAUCUACCGAUAACGCUUCACAAAUACUGA
Messenger RNA from Diachasma alloeum, 1368 nucleotides. RefSeq names its product fork head domain-containing protein crocodile (gene croc). Lineage: Eukaryota; Metazoa; Arthropoda; Insecta; Hymenoptera; Braconidae. Gene Ontology annotation, biological process: anatomical structure morphogenesis; cell differentiation; regulation of transcription by RNA polymerase II. The transcript is spliced from 2 exons. Gene Ontology annotation, molecular function: RNA polymerase II cis-regulatory region sequence-specific DNA binding; DNA-binding transcription factor activity, RNA polymerase II-specific. Bases 1 to 1368 code for a protein of 455 amino acids. The record is from RefSeq and is a predicted model, not a curated record.